Molecule: messenger RNA, 3510 nt
Organism: Cololabis saira (Pacific saury)
Lineage: Eukaryota; Metazoa; Chordata; Actinopteri; Beloniformes; Belonidae
Product: adhesive plaque matrix protein-like
Exons: 2
Coding region: 1-3510 (1169 amino acids)
Source: RefSeq, a predicted model, not a curated record
AUGACGGCACAAAAGGAUGCCGCGUCUGACGAAAGGAGCAUUUCCAGCAUGUGGAGACCCUCACCUGUCUACCCUCACCUGUCUACGCUCACCUGUCUACCCUCAGACCCUCACCUGUCUACCCCCCGGCCCUCACCUGUCUACCCUCAGACCCUCACCUGUCUACCCUCACCCGUCUACCCUCACCCGUCUACCCUCCGACCCUCACCUGUCUACCCUCACCUGUCUACCCUCACCUGUCUACCCUCAGACCCUCACCUGUCGACCCUCCGACCCUCACCUGUCUACCCUCCGACCCUCACCUGUCUACCCUCCGACCCUCACCCGUCUACCCUCACCCGUCUACCCUCCGACCCUCACCCGUCUACCCUCCGACCCUCACCCGUCUACCCUCCGACCCUCACCUGUCUACCCUCCGACCCUCACCCGUCUACCCUCACCCGUCUACCCUCCGACCCUCACCUGUCUACCCUCACCUGUCUACGCUCACCUGUCUACCCUCAGACCCUCACCUGUCUACCCUCACCCGUCUACCCUCACCCGUCUACCCUCCGACCCUCACCUGUCUACCCUCACCUGUCUACCCUCACCUGUCGACCCUCCGACCCUUACCUGUCUACCCUCCGACCCUCAUCCGUCUACCCUCCGACCCUCACCCGUCUACCCUCACCCGUCUACCCUCCGACCCUCACCUGUCGACCCUCCGACCCUUACCUGUCUACCCUCCGACCCUCAUCCGUCUACCCUCCGACCCUCACCCGUCUACCCUCACCCGUCUACCCUCCGACCCUCACCUGUCUACCCUCCGACCCUCACCUGUCUACCCUCCGACCCUCACCCGUCUACCCUCACCCGUCUACCCUCCGACCCUCACCUGUCUACCCUCACCUGUCUACGCUCACCUGUCUACCCUCAGACCCUCACCUGUCUACCCCCCGGCCCUCACCUGUCUACCCUCCGACCCUCACCCGUCUACCCUCACCCGUCUACCCUCCGACCCUCACCUGUCUACCCUCACCCGUCUACCCUCCGACCCUCACCCGUCUACCCUCACCUGUCUACGCUCCAGACCCUCACCUGUCUACCCCCGACCCUCACCUGUCUACCCUCACCCGUCUACCCUCCGACCCUCACCUGUCUACGCUCCAGACCCUCACCUGUCUACCCCCCGACCCUCACCUGUCUACCCUCACCCGUCUACCCUCCGACCCUCACCUGUCUACGCUCCAGACCCUCACCUGUCUACCCCCCGACCCUCACCUGUCUACCCUCACCCGUCUACCCUCCGACCCUCACCUGUCUACGCUCCAGACCCUCACCUGUCUACCCCCCGACCCUCACCUGUCUACCCUCACCCGUCUACCCUCCGACCCUCACCUGUCUACGCUCCAGACCCUCACCUGUCUACCCCCCGACCCUCACCUGUCUACGCUCAUCCGUCUACCCUCCGACCCUCACCUGUCUACGCUCCAGACCCUCACCUGUCUACCCUCCGACCCUCACCCGUCUACCCCCCGACCCUCACCCGUCUACCCUCCGACCCUCACCCGUCUACCCUCCGACCCUCACCUGUCUACCCUCACCCGUCUACCCUCCGACCCUCACCUGUCUACGCUCCAGACCCUCACCUGUCUACCCCCCGACCCUCACCUGUCUACCCUCACCCGUCUACCCUCCGACCCUCACCUGUCUACGCUCCAGACCCUCACCUGUCUACCCUCACCCGUCUACCCUCCGACCCUCACCUGUCUACGCUCCAGACCCUCACCUGUCUACCCCCCGACCCUCACCUGUCUACCCUCACCCGUCUACCCUCCGACCCUCACCUGUCUACCCUCACCCGUCUACCCUCCGACCCUCACCUGUCUACGCUCCAGACCCUCACCUGUCUACCCUCACCCGUCUACCCUCCGACCCUCACCCGUCUACCCUCCGACCCUCACCUGUCUACGCUCCAGACCCUCACCUGUCUACCCUCCGACCCUCACCCGUCUACCCCCCGACCCUCACCCGUCUACCCUCCGACCCUCACCCGUCUACCCUCCGACCCUCACCUGUCUACCCUCCGACCCUCACCUGUCUACCCUCAGACCCUCACCUGUCUACCCUCACCCGUCUACCCUCCGACCCUCACCUGUCUACGCUCCAGACCCUCACCUGUCUACCCCCCGACCCUCACCUGUCUACCCUCACCCGUCUACCCUCCGACCCUCACCUGUCUACCCUCACCCGUCUACCCUCCGACCCUCACCUGUCUACCCUCCGACCUUCACCUGUCUACCCUCCGACCCUCACCUGUCUACGCUCCAGACCCUCACCUGUCUACCCCCCGACCCUCACCUGUCUACCCUCACCCGUCUACCCUCCGACCCUCACCUGUCUACCCUCACCCGUCUACCCUCCGACCCUCACCUGUCGACCCUCCGACCUUCACCUGUCUACCCUCCGACCCUCACCUGUCUACCCUCCGACCCUCACCUGUCUACCCUCCGACCCUCACCUGUCUACCCUCCGACCCUCACCUGUCUACCAUCCGACCCUCACCUGUCUACCCUCCGACCCUCACCUGUCGACCCUCAGACCCUCACCUGUCUACCCUCCGACCCUCACCUGUCUACCCUCCGACCCUCACCUGUCUACCCUCACCCGUCUACCCUCCGACCCUCACCUGUCUACCCUCCGACCCUCACCCGUCUACCCUCACCCGUCUACCCUCCGACCCUCACCUGUCUACCCUCACCCGUCUACCCUCCGACCCUCACCUGUCUACCCUCACCCGUCUACCCUCCGACCCUCACCUGUCUACCCUCACCCGUCUACCCUCCGACCCUCACCUGUCUACCCUCACCCGUCUACCCUCCGACCCUCACCUGUCUACCCCCCGACCCUCACCCGUCUACCCUCCGACCCUCACCUGUCUACCCUCCGACCCUCACCCGUCUACCCUCCGACCCUCACCUGUCUACGCUCCAGACCCUCACCUGUCUACCCCCCGACCCUCACCUGUCUACCCUCACCCGUCUACCCUCCGACCCUCACCUGUCUACCCUCCGACCUUCACCUGUCUACCCUCAGACCCUCACCCGUCUACCCUCCGACCCUCACCUGUCUACGCUCCAGACCCUCACCUGUCUACCCCCCGACCCUCACCUGUCUACCCUCACCCGUCUACCCUCCGACCCUCACCUGUCUACCCUCCGACCCUCACCUGUCGACCCUCCGACCUUCACCUGUCGACCCUCAGACCCUCACCUGUCUACCCUCACCUGUCUACCCUCAGACCCUCACCUGUCUACCCUCAGACCCUCACCUGUCUACCCCCCGACCCUCACCCGUCUACCCCCCGACCCUCACCCGUCUACCCUCCGACCCUCACCCGUCUACCCUCAGACCCUCACCUGUCUACCCUCCGACCCUCACCUGUCUACCCUCCGACCCUCACCUGUCUACCCUCCGACCCUCACCUGUCUACCCUCAGACCCUCACCUGUCUACUGAUGAAGCAUUUUGA